Messenger RNA from Zootoca vivipara (common lizard), 6064 nucleotides. It is a transcript of the gene ENPP1, whose product is annotated as ectonucleotide pyrophosphatase/phosphodiesterase 1. Lineage: Eukaryota; Metazoa; Chordata; Lepidosauria; Squamata; Lacertidae. Gene Ontology annotation, cellular component: cell surface. The record is from RefSeq and is a predicted model, not a curated record. Gene Ontology annotation, molecular function: dinucleotide phosphatase activity; nucleic acid binding; phosphodiesterase I activity. Gene Ontology annotation, biological process: ATP metabolic process; regulation of bone mineralization; nucleoside triphosphate catabolic process.
CCCACCUCGCACGGCCUGAGGGAAGCCCGCCAAAGCCAGGCAGGGGGCGGAGCCACGGCCCUUUUAUUAGCCGAGGGCGCAGGAGGCGCCGUGCGAGAGAAUGGAGAGCGCCGGCCUGAGGAACAGCCAAGCCAAGGUGGCUCCUCCGCCGGGGGAGAAGAGCUUCGGCAGCGACGGGCCGGAGAAGAACAACUCCGCCGCGGUGCCCAUGCUGACUGCUAUGGAGGUGGCGGACGAGCCGGAGAAAGCGGCGGCGCCCAGGGCGAAAGUCAAGGAGCCCAACCCCUACAAAGUCCUCUCCCUGGUAUUAUGUGUCAUUGUGCUAACAACAAUCCUAGGAUGUAUAUUUGGGCUGAAACCUAGCUGUACAAGAGAUGUCAAAACCUGCAAAGGCCGUUGCUAUGAGAGAACAUUUGGAAGUUGCCGCUGCGACAAAGAAUGUGUUACACUUGGAAACUGCUGUUUAGAUUUCCAAGAAGCCUGUAUAGAACCGGCUCAUAUAUGGAACUGUACCAAAUUUCGGUGUGGGGAGAAGAACCGGCCAGAGUACCUCUGCUCCUGUUCAGAAGACUGUGUGAAAAAUAACAAUUGCUGUGCCAAUUAUUACUCAGUGUGUGAAGGAAAGACAAGCUGGCUUGAAGAAAAAUGUGAGGACUUAAACGAACCCCAGUGCCCAGAAGGAUUUUCAAAACCUCCACUGUUGUUGUUUUCCUUGGAUGGAUUCAGAGCUGAGUAUUUGCACACAUGGGGUAGACUUCUUCCUGUUAUUAACAAAUUACGAAAAUGUGGAACAUACGCUCGUGGCAUGAGACCAGUGUAUCCAUCAAAAACAUUUCCCAAUCAUUACAGCAUUGUCACGGGCUUAUACCCAGAAUCCCAUGGUCUAGUGGAUAAUAAAAUGUACGACCCAAAGAGAAAUGCUACCUUCACUCUUAGAAAUGCAGAGAAGUUUGAUCCACGGUGGUACCAAGGACAGCCAAUCUGGCUGACAGCUAUGUAUCAAGGUCUAAAAUCUGCCACGUUCUUCUGGCCUGGUUCAGAUGUCACUGUUAAUGGAAGUUUUCCAGACAUCUACAAAGUAUACAACGGGUCAGUCCCACAUGGAGAAAGAGUAAUGACUUUUCUUAAAUGGCUACAGUUACCAGAAGAGAAAAGACCACACCUUUACACUCUGUAUUUAGAAGAACCAGAUUCCUCAGGCCACAGAUAUGGACCAGUUAGCAGUGAAGUCAUUCUUGCAUUACAGAGAGUAGACAGCAUGGUUGGGCUACUGAUGGAUGGACUUAAGCAGAUGAACCUCCACAAUUGCAUUAACAUUAUUCUGCUUUCUGAUCAUGGAAUGGAGGCAGCAAGCUGCAGCAAAUCAGCAUACCUAAAUACAUACUUGGAUAAUGUUCAAGACUUGUUUGUAGUACCUGGACCUGCGGCUCGCUUGAGACCCCAAAAAGUUCCAGAUGAGUAUUACUCUUUUGAUUACGAAGGCAUUGUAAGAAACCUUACAUGCUUGGUCCCAAAUCAACCUUUCAAGGCAUACUUGAAGCAACUGCUCCCCAAGCGAUUUCAUUAUGCCAAGAAUGACCGGAUUGAGCCAGUGCAUUUUUAUAUGGACCAGCAAUGGCAGCUUGCUCGGAUGCCCUCUGAGCUCAAGUAUUGCACUGGUGGAUUCCAUGGGUCGGACAAUGCAUUUGCAAAUAUGCAGGCUCUGUUUAUUGGGUUUGGACCUGGAUUCAAGAUUCAAACUGAAGUUGAUCCCUUCGAAAACAUUGAGAUCUACAAUUUAAUGUGUGAUCUACUUGGCUUGACACCGGCUCCCAACAAUGGAACCUAUGGAAGCCUCAACCACCUCUUGAAGCAGGCCAGUUAUAUGCCGAGACAUCCUAAGGAAGAAAGCCUUCCUUCGACAUGCCCUUCCACACAACAGAGAACCUCUGCAGAUCACCGUGGUUGCCCAUGUGAUUCUUCAAUUCGACAACAGAUAAAUUUCACUACUUCAGAAAUAAAGAAGAUUGAAAAAUAUAGUUUGCCAUUUGGGAGGCCCAGAGUGCUCCAAAAGAAGCAGGUCUAUUGUCUUCUUCAUAGCUACCAUUAUGUAAAUGGCUUUAGCUACAAGAUCAAGAUGCCUCUGUGGAGUGCCUAUAUGGUUAACAAGCAUGACAAUUGGACUGCAUCUUCAGAAGCCACCCCAAGCUGUUUCAAUGUCGACAGUCGCAUUCCUUCGAACCGCAGCCAGAUGUGUUCAUUUUAUAAAAGUCAUCCCCAGCUAAACUAUGGAUUUCUUUUCCCACCAAAUCUGAUAAAGGAUGAAAGAUACAGUAAAAAUGAAGCACUUUUAUCAAGCAAUAUUGUACCAAUGUACCAUGCUUUCCAGGUGAUAUGGAACUACUUUAAUGCAGUCCUACUGCCAGCCUAUGCUGCAGACAGAAAUGGUGUCCAUGUCAUUGCUGGCCCUGUGUUUGAUCACGACUACAAUGGCUUAUAUGAUACACCCGAGGAAGUGAAAAGGCUCACAAAUAAUCCAGAAGUCCUCAUUCCAACUCACUACUUCGUUAUCUUGACAAGUUGUAAAAAUGUUUCCCAGACUCCUUGGCAAUGCGAAGGGUCUCUUGAUGUUGCAUCUUAUGUUAUACCUCACAAAGAAGACAACAGUGAAAGCUGCGCAACUGGCAAGCCUGAGUCCUCGUGGGUGGAAGAGAGAAUUAAGUUCCAUACAACCCGAGUCAGAGACGUGGAACUUCUUACGGGACUAAGCUUCUACCAUGACAGUAAACAGCCUGUACCCGACAUAUUACAGUUAAAAACUUAUUUGCCAAGCUUGGACAAGGCCUAAUGUGAGUUUCUAUACAGAAAGAGAGAGAGUGAAAAACCAUAUUGCACAAAGUAAAUGCUUUAAUCACGCUGGAAGAUGAGUGGGUUUUUUUUGAAGAUGCUUGAGCAAAAUGGGAGCUGGAAAGACUCUCUGCCAUAUUUGUAUCUCAGGGACAUUUUAUGGACCAACUAUAGCAAAAGAGAACAGCUUCUCCCAGCCUGUUAUCCACAUGAAUGAUGUGGAAGGUUUUUGUAUAUUAUUAAAGUCAUUCUGCCAGCCAUAUGUAAAUGGACGCACAUGCAACGUCAACAGCUCUUUUCAACUCCAUUUAAGUGUACUGGAAUUACUUUCUUUUUGUUUAUAGUGUAUUAUUUGUGUUAAUAGUGGAUUAACUAAAAGUGAAGCAACUGGCAUGUAUAUUUUUUAAAAAAGAAGAAAUAAUAUAAAUACUAAAUAAAAAUGCAGCCAUGUUCUGGAGUUGUUUUGCAGAAUGUACUGUAUGUCAAAUACCUAUAGAAAGAAGGAGGCUUCUGAUAGCUUCGUAAUAGGUCUGUAAUAUUUGCUGAAAAGAAAAGAAAAAAAUCACUAGUAUACCUGUAGUGCCCACCCCCUUUUCUGGAAAUUGAAUAAAUACUGAUUUUAAGAUACUAGUCCUUUUGAGCAACACAUAUUUGCUGGUUAGAUUUGCUGGUACUGCUUUUUAAAAAAUAAGGAGGGAUUAUCAUUUGUCAUAAAGAUUCCUUUUCCCCUUUGGGAUGCAGAAGAAUCAUUUAACUCAAACAGAAGAAAAGUAAAUCCAUAUAUACCAUUCAGUGUUAAAUGCUGUUUUACACCUAGAUGAUUAUUCCAAUUCCAUUUUCCAAAAACCCUGAUGCUGGCUGAUCCCAACAACUCCAACAUAGAAUCCACUCUGGGUAUUGGAUAGGCAUCAUAUGCGGUGAUCUUAUUAAUGCUUCUGAAGUCUGUACAAAAUCUAAUAGGCCCACCUUGCUUUGGAAUGGAAACCACUCGAGAGGACCACAUGCUUAGAGAUUCCUUGAUCGCACCUAACUCACCUAACAUCUCCUUUAUUUACUUCCUUAUCUCCUCCAGCACUUUUCCAUUCACAUGGUAAAGAUUUCAGCAUCUUCACUCAGGACUUUCAAAAUUCCCUUUUAACUUGUUCAGGAAUUCACUGUUACAAGAGAAUGCUGGACUAGAUGGGCCUGAUCCAGCUUCCGAUGUACUUAAGUUGCCUUUUGUAAAGGUGAUCCCAGUCACACUCAGUGCUAAGUAUUAUCCACCACACAGAAAUAUGCACGCCUGGUGAAACAGCGCCAUCAGGUGUUCUGGACACAACAUUUCAUGAGAGCAUAGCUGCCAAGUUUUCCCUUUUCUCGCGAGGAAGCCUAUUCAGCAUAAGGGAAAAUCCCUUAAAAAAAGGGAUAACUUGGCAGCUAUGCAUGAGAGUUUGGCACAACAAAACACAAACAAGUUCUGAAGCAUUAUUUUUUCCAAGACUUUAUAGAAUAAAAUGUGGACUUCAUUUUUUGAUGGUGACUGUUUGCCACUUUAAAAUAUUCAUUUUGUUAAUCAAAGUGACAUACCAUCCCAAAAUGAAGCCCACAUUUUAUUCUAUAAAGUGUCUUUAAAAAGAAAAAUAUCUCUCUCUGCUUUAGUUGGCAGAUAAGAUAUACGUUCAUAGUUGUUGUAAAUGGUAGUUGUGCUUCUUUUGCAUACACCUAAGCUCUAAUUCAGGGACGCGGGUGGUGCUGUGGGUUAAACCACAGAGCCUAAGGCUUGCUGAUCAGAAGGUCGGCGGUUCGAAUCCCCGCGACGGGGUGAGCUCCCGUUGCUCGGUCCCAGCUCCUGCCAACCUAGCAGUUCGAAAGCACGUCAAAGUGCAAGUAGAUAAAUAGGUAUCACAACAGUGGGAAGGUAAAUGGUGUUUCCGUGUGCUGCUCUGGUUCACCAGAACCAGCUUUGUCAUGCUGGCCACAUGACCUGGAAGCUGUACGCCGGCUCCCUCGGCCAAUAACACGAGAUGAGCACCGCAACCCCAGAGUCGGUCACGACUGGACCUAAUGGUCAGGGGUCCCUUUACCUUUAAGCUCUAAUUCAGGCAUGGGGAAACUGCUGGCAGGAGUCCUCGGUUAGCCCUUAAAAACAGUGUUCCCAAGCCAUGCCCACCUGCCCCACAAUUGGCACCAUAUGACAUCAGUGAUGGGAUGGACAAAGCAAAGGCAGCAAAGGAGUAACCUGGAGGCCUCCAGUGUUUUCUCAACUGUGAGCUGCACUGGGAUUGGCUCCACUCAGGAGCUCCACAUAGUUCACCUCCAAUUGGGAGCUUUUCAGAGAGCAAUGUACCGGGGUUGUCUCCUGUUGAAUCCCAGCAUUUUGCCUCCUUUGUAGGCUAGCUUCUAUUCAAGUCAUUCUGCAAAUGCUUGCUUUGAAAUUGUUGUUUAGUCGUGUCCGACUCUUCGUGACCCCAUGGACCAUAGCACGCCAGGCACUCCUGUCUUGCACUGCCUCCCGCAGUUUGGUCAAACUCAUGUUCGUAGCUUCGAGAACACUGUCCAACCAUCUUGUCCUCUGACGUCCCCUUCUCCUAGUGCCCUCAAUCUUUCCCAACAUCAGGGUCUUUUCCAGGGAGUCUUCUCUUCUCAUGAGGUGGCCAAAGUAUUGGAGCCUCAGCUUCAGGAUCUGUCCUUCCAGGGAGCACUCAGGGCUGAUUUCCUUCAGAAUGGAUACGUUUGAUCUUCUUGCAGUCCAUGGGACUCUCAAGAGUCUCCUCCAGCACCAUAAUUCAAAAGCAUCAAUUCUUCGGCGAUCAUGUUGUCUUUGUCCAUGGAGUUUUCUUGGCAGGGAUACUGGAGUGGCUUGCCAGUUCCUUCUCCAGGUGGAUCACGUUUAGUCAAAACUCUCCACUAUGACCUGUCCAUCUUGGGUGGCCCUGCAUGGCAUAGCUCAUAGCUUCUCUGAGUUAUUCAAGCCCCUUCGCCACGACAAGGCAUUGAUCCAUGAAGGGGUUUUGAAAUAAAGUUGCACAAACAAAGGAACAUUUUUUCCUUUGCUGAGCAGCUUGAAUUUAAUUCGUGUCUAAUUGAACUGCCACCAACUAUGCUUUUUGCACUUCAUUGCCAUGUAACGGAUGGUGCUUUUUAAUUUUUCAUCUUCUAUAUAUCCAUUUGUAUAUAUCAACCAACUGAGGAUCAUGCUGUACAUCUGGUGAAGUGGACACUAAAGCUUGUGCCAUAAUUAAAUGUGUUCGUCUUUUAA